CCAAAAAUGGAAAAUUGUAAUUCACGAGAAAAUAUUGAAAGGUUACAAUUGCAGGAGCAAAAAUUGACUGAAGAAUUGAAAAAUUUACAAAAAAAUUUAACAAUGCUCCGAGAUGAGCAAGUGUCAUUGGCAAGUAGUAAUUGGAAAAUGGAAAUGAGUCUCCAAUAUUUACAAAAAGAAAACACAUAUUUAGAAGAAGAAGUACAGAAGAAAAAUGAAUCUCUUGUUGAAAUUGAAAAUCAUUAUCAAAAAUACAAAUCUGAAAAUAACAAAGAGCUUCGUGAUUUUAGUGAAUUUUUUGAUAAUGAAACAAAUCAUUACUGUAAUUUGUUAUCAAAUGCAAAAGAAGAAUAUGAUCCAGAAAAUUUAAGAGCUGAUAUUGAAAAUUAUAAAAGACAAACUGCAUUAUUGAAGCGUGAUUUAGAAAGAAUAGAAGCUGAUAUGAAUGAAUUAACAAAAAAAUUUGGAUUGACUGAACUGGGAACUAAUGAGAAAGUUAAAGUUGUUGAUAAAAUUAAAUCAAUAAUAAAAUCUAUAGAAAAUGAUGAAUCAGCUGUUCAAUCUACUAUUAAAUUGUACAAGAAUAAAAUUCGUGAUCUGUCGAAGAAAAUCGAACAUAAAGAACAGCUUUUGUCAGCAGUUACUAAAAAAAAUUUUUAA
Molecule: messenger RNA, 660 nt
Organism: Cotesia congregata
Lineage: Eukaryota; Metazoa; Arthropoda; Insecta; Hymenoptera; Braconidae
Source: the annotation of a GenBank genome assembly